Messenger RNA from Oncorhynchus mykiss (rainbow trout), 2771 nucleotides. Lineage: Eukaryota; Metazoa; Chordata; Actinopteri; Salmoniformes; Salmonidae. The record is from RefSeq and is a predicted model, not a curated record.
AUGAGCUCACUAAACUACUCCUCCCUUGCUAAUGAAGAGGUGGUCGGCUCUGUGAGAGGAGGAGCAGAGAAGAAAGGAGCAGAUUUGACACAUCAAAGAGAAAGACCAGACUCAGAGGAACCAGAGCCAGGGACGUCCAAACCAGCAAGACGACACCAGUGCUCCCACUGUGGAAAGGGUUGUAACCGGUUAUGGGACGUGAAACAACAUGAGAAAAUACACACAGGGGAGAAGACUUACCACUGCUCCCAGUGUGGAAAGAGUUUUAACCAGAAAGCACACCUGAAAGCUCAUGAGAGAAUACACACAGGGGAGAAGCCUUACCACUGCUCCCAGUGUGGAAAGUGUUUCAACCGGCCAGGGCAUCUGAAACUGCACGAGAGAAUACACACAGGGGAGAAGCCUUAUCACUGCUCCCGGUGUGGAAAUAGUUUUAACAAUUUAGGGAAACUGAAACGGCAUGAGAGAAUACACACAGGGAAGAAGCCUUAUCACUGCUCCCAGUGUGGAAAGAGUUUUAUCGGUUUAGGGAAGCUGAAACGACAUGAGAGAAUACACACAGGGGAGAAGCCUUACCACUUCUCCCAGUGUGGAAAGUGUUUUAAUGAGAACUCAAACCUGAAAGUUCAUGAGAGAAUACACACAGGGGAGAAGCCUUACCACUGCUCCCAGUGUGGAAAGAGUUUUAACAAUUUAGGGACCCUGAAACAACAUGAGAGAAUACACACAGGGGAGAAGCCUUGCCAUUGCUCCCAGUGUGGAAAGAGUUUUAACAAUUUAGGGAACCUAAAACAACAUGAGAGAAUACACACAGGGGAGAGGCCUUACCACUGCUCCCAGUGUGGAAAGUGUUUCAUCCGGUCAAAGGAGCUGAAAAGACAUGAGAGAAUACACACAGGAGAGAAGCCUUAUCACUGCUCCCAGUGUGGAAAGAGUUUUAACAAUUUAGGGAACCUGAAACAUCAUGAGAAAAUACACACAGGUGAGAAGCCUUACCACUGCUCCCAGUGUGGAAAGUGUUUCAACCGGUCAGGGGGGCUGAAACGACACGAGAGAAUACACACAGGGGAGAAGCCUUUCCACUCCUCCCAGGGUGCACUAACAUCCCUGACCAUGAGCUCACUAAACUACUCCUCCCUUACUAAUGAAGAGGGGGUCUGCUGUAUGGAGAAAGAAUCUUUCAGAAUGAAAAAGGAGGAAGAGGAGGCUGUUAUAGUGAAAGAAGAGAAAGAACCGUUUAGAGAGGAAGAUGAUGCUAUCUCAAUAAAGGUGAAGGAGGAAGACUUUUUGGGAGUGAAAGAGGAAGAGACAGAAUAUCAGAUUAACACCAGAGAGACACAUGACUAUCGUGGAUCCUCUGGGAAGCCUCAACAACAUCCUGAUGCUGACGAGGAAGAGAAGAGUCUCUCCAGAUCAGAACACCAGAUGGACAACGCUAGCCCUUCCACCCUCUCGGAGUCCCCGUGUCAUGCCUCUCCUGUUAGCACCUUGCUGCUGGUGGACUGCAGGAAAACAAUGGGGCUGAGUGGAACUGUGGGAGGAGGAGAAGAGAGGAAAGGAUCAGAUUUGACUCAAAGAGAAAGGCCAGACUCGGAGGAACCAGAGCCAGGGACGUCCAAACUAGCAAGACGACACCACUGCUACCACUAUGGAAAGAGUUGUAACCGGUUAUGGGACCUGAAACAACAUGAGAGAAUACACACAGGAGAGAAGCCUUACCACUGCUCCCAAUGUGGAAAGUGUUUCAACCAGAGAGUAUACCUGAAACAACAUGAGAGAAUACACACAGGGGAGAAGCCUUACCACUGCUCCCAGUGUGGAGAGCGUUUCAACUGGAAAUCAAACCUGAAAGCCCAUGAGAGAAUACACACAGGAGAGAAGCCUUACCACUGCUCCCAAUGUGGAAAGUGCUUCAACCAUCCAGGGAAGCUGAAAGCUCAUGAAAGAAUACACACAGGAGAGAAGCCUUACCACUGCUCCCAGUGUGGAAAUUGUUUCAACUGGAAAUCAAACCUGAAAGCCCACGAGAGAAUACACACAGGAGAGAAGCCUUACCACUGCUCCCAAUGUGGAAAGUGUUUCACCCGGUCGGAGAUGCUGAAAGCUCAUGAAAGGAUACACACAGGAGAGAAGCCUUACCACUGCUCCCAGUGUGGAAAGCGUUUCAACUGGAAAUCAAACCUGAAAGCCCACGAGAGAAUACACACAGGAGAGAAGCCUUACCACUGCUCCCAAUGUGGAAAGUGUUUCACCCGGUCGGGGCUGCUGAAAGCUCAUGAGAGAAUACACACAGGAGAGAAGCCUUACCACUGCUCCCAAUGUGGAAAGUGUUUCAACCAGAGAGGAAACCUGAAACAACAUGAAAGAAUACACACAGGAGAGAAGCCUUACCACUGCUCCCAGUGUGGAAAGUGCUUCAACCAGUCGGGGGACCUGAAACAACAUGAGAGAAUACACACAGGAGAGAAGCCUUACCACUGCUCCCAAUGUGGAAAGUGUUUCAACCGGUCAGGGGAGCUGAAACGACAUGAGAGAAUACACACAGGGCAGAAGCCUUACCACUCCUCCCAGGGUGCAAAGCUUUUGCCCAUUUAGGAAGCCUGAAAGAACACAUUAGACUGCACACAGAGGAGAAGGCUUAUAAAGGCUCAAACUGUGGGAAAACAUAUUACUCAUAACAGUCAUUUAAAUGUCAUUAGAGAAUCCACACAGGAGAGAGAAAUUACUUCUCUUAGCGUGUAUGUUGAUAUUUCACAUCACAUUGACUUAAA